CCGCAGUGAGCUAAUGACCAGUGUUAAUUUUGGAACGCCAGAACGCCGCAAAGGAAGCCUUGCUGAUGUGGUGGACACACUGAAACAGAAGAAACUAGAGGAAAUGACCAGAACUGAACAGGAGGUAAUACCUGGAGGGUCGUUCCAUCCAGGAUCAGGGCCCUAUUUGUACUAGACACGCUACAAGCCCAUAGUGAGAUACGAUGUCUGCACCAGAGAGGUCACAGUCUAAAGACUCAAGACAGACAAAAGCUGAGCUGGAAGGAAAGUAGAACCACAGGGGAGGUGGAGCAACUGGCCAGAGUCACAUAGCUGGUCAGUGGCAGAGCGAAAUUUAGAUCCUAGAAACUCAUCCUGCAUGGAAAAGCUACUUUCUAAAGACUGGAAGGAGAAAAUGGAAAGACUGAACACAAGUGAGCUCCUUGGAGAAAUUAAAGGUACACCAGAAAGCCUGGCAGAAAAAGAGCGACAGCUCUCUACCAUGAUCACCCAGCUGAUCAGUUUACGGGAGCAGCUCCUGGCUGCCCAUGAUGAACAGAAAAAGCUGGCAGCCUCACAAAUUGAAAAACAACGGCAGCAAAUGGACCUUGCUCGCCAACAGCAAGAACAGAUUGCAAGACAACAACAGCAACUUCUGCAACAGCAGCACAAAAUCAAUCUACUGCAGCAGCAAAUUCAGCAGGUUCAGGGUCACAUGCCUCCGCUCAUGAUCCCAAUUUUUCCACACGACCAGCGGACAUUGGCAGCGGCUGCUGCAGCCCAGCAGGGAUUCCUCUUCCCCCCAGGAAUAACUUACAAGCCAGGUGAUAACUACCCUGUGCAGUUCAUUCCAUCAACAAUGGCAGCUGCUGCUGCUUCUGGACUCAGCCCUUUACAGCUCCAGCAACUCUAUGCAGCUCAGCUGGCCAGCAUGCAGGUUUCUCCUGGAGCCAAGAUGCCAACUACUCCACAGCCACCAAACACAACAGGGACACUGUCACCUACUGGGAUGAAAAAUGAAAAGAGAGGGACCAGCCCUGUAACUCAAGUUAAGGAUGAAGCAGCACAGCCACUGAAUCUCUCAGCCCGACCCAAGACAGCUGAACCUGUCAAAUCCCCGACAUCGCCAACACAGAACCUCUUCCCAGCUAGUAAAAGCAGCCCAGUGAAUGUGUCAAAUAAAAGUGGCAUCCCCAGCCCUAUUGGUGGACCGUUGGGAAGAGGAUCCUCUUUAGAUAUCCUUUCCAGUCUUAACUCACCUGCCCUAUUUGGGGACCAGGACACAGUAAUGAAAGCUAUUCAGGAGGCUCGAAAGAUGAGAGAACAGAUCCAGAGGGAGCAGCAACAGCAGCAGCAGCAGCCGCCUCCACACACUGUUGAUGGAAAACUGCCUUCCAUGAAUAACAUGGGGCUAAACAACUGCAGGAAUGAAAAGGAAAGAACACGAUUUGAGAAUUUAGGCCCACAAUUAACAGGAAAACCCAAUGAAGAUGGAAAACUCGGCCCAGGAGUCAUAGACCUUACAAGGCCAGAAGAUGCAGAAGGAAGUAAAGCAAUGAAUGGCUCUGCAGCUAAACUACAGCAGUAUUAUUGUUGGCCAACAGGAGGUGCCACUGUGGCUGAAGCGCGAGUCUACAGAGAUUCACGGGGCCGAGCCAGUAGCGAACCACAUAUCAAACGACCAAUGAAUGCUUUCAUGGUUUGGGCGAAGGAUGAACGCAGAAAAAUUCUCCAAGCUUUUCCUGACAUGCAUAACUCCAACAUUAGCAAAAUCCUAGGCUCUCGCUGGAAGUCCAUGUCUAAUCAAGAGAAACAACCUUACUAUGAAGAGCAGGCACGGCUAAGUAAAAUCCAUCUAGAGAAGUAUCCUAACUACAAAUACAAACCCCGACCAAAACGUACCUGCAUUGUUGAUGGCAAGAAACUGCGUAUUGGAGAAUAUAAGCAACUGAUGAGAUCUCGAAGACAGGAGAUGAGGCAGUUUUUUACUGUAGGACAACAGCCUCAGAUUCCAAUCACCACAGGAACAGGUGUUGUCUAUCCUGGUGCUAUUACCAUGGCAACUACCACACCAUCACCUCAGAUGACAUCUGAUUGCUCUAGCACUUCUGCCAGCCCUGAGCCCAGCAUCCCUGUCAUUCAGAGCACUUAUGGUAUGAAGACGGACAGCGGAAGCCUUGCUGGAAACGAAAUGAUAAAUGGAGAGGAUGAAAUAGAAAUGUACGAGGACUAUGAGGAUGAUCCCAAAUCAGACUAUAGCAGUGAAAAUGAAGCCCCUGAGGCAGUCAGUGCCAACUGAGGAGUGUUUGCAGAAUUAAAGUACUCUGACUCAUUUGGGGUUUUUUUUUGUUUUUUGUUUUUUGAACAAAAAGUUCUUACAGAGCCUGCAUGCAUGUGUGGCUCCUACAGUUCCAUCAGCAGAAUGGUCUUAAAUGUUUCUUAUCGUGUGAGACAGAUUGUUCCCUAAUUUUUCAUGAACUUUUUUUUAAUUUAGGUGAAGACAUAUAUUAAAUAUCAGGCAUCAGGACUUGAAAACUUAUAUGAAUCAAUAGCUGUCUUACAAGUCUUACCUUUUGUCUUUUUUUUUCCUUUUGGAUGCUGAUAAAGGUUUAAGUUACUGUUUUAGAUGGGGGUUCUACAUUCUCACUCAGGUAUGCUGUGCCAGCCUACAGGUUGUGAAUGUGUUUUUAUUCUGGAUUAUUUUAGAAAACAAAAACCGCCGAUUUCAUAUUGUGAAACAGAACAAGUCUGCAAGUGUGCGCAUCUGUGCAUCAUAGCUCAUCUUUUAAACAAGAAAAAAAGUCUCUGAAUUCCAUUUUUUCCACAUGUAUAGCUAACUUCUGAUGUGCCAAACUUUUCAUAACUUUUGAAUCUUAACAUUUUAAAACAAAGUCUUAAGGGAGACACUGUAAAGUCUUAGACAAUCCUUUGGCAUCUUAAAAAAUAUAGUGAAAACAUAAUUUUUUUUCCAGAAAAUGGUAAAGUACUCAGGAAUCUGGAGACAGGAUAUUCUUAAGUAGUGAACAUGGUUGCCACAGUGCAUGUGCCCAAUUGCUUUUGCUUCUUGAUUGUGCCAUUAGUGUGACAUAUUAAGUAAGCACAAAAGAGCGAUCACCAGCUAUGGACAGGCCUGUCUUAGCAGUGUGAGGCCACCUCUGACUACAUUCUCUGUCCCUUUGCUUUUAACCCUUGCAUUCAGUCUUAAUACAUUUUCUCUUAAUUAAUUUAUUCAUUCCAGAAUGUCAAGGGUCCAAAUACUUAAUAUUUAUUUUUAAAAGUACUGUUGGUGGCAUUACACUUCCAAUUCCUUAUCAAAAUUUUAAAAAGCCCUUUCCCAUUUUCCCCCCAAAAUAUGCAGGUGCCAUAAAAUAAGAAUGCACCUGUUUCCAAAAUGAAAAUAGAAUAUGUGAAUGGGAAAACUGAUUGUUUCCGUAACACUGCACAUAUAAACAACAUCUGGAAAUGCUGUACUGUAUGUAAUACAAAAAAUAAUGCUUUUAAUAUGUACAUAUAGUACAAGAAUUCCUAUAUAUCUAUGUUUAUACUUAGGUAACACUGUACUACUCUAAAGUAUGCAGAUAUGAACAGCCAGUGGGGACUCAUACCCUUCCUCUUCAGUAGCUGCAGGGAUGAAUUUGCACUGUACAAUCCUGCAGUAAAUCAAGGUUCCAGUCACUGCCAUCCCCAUUGUCACCUGUAGGAACUUUUUGCUUUCUUCCAUGUAUUUAUGCAGUGAUUUAUAUGUGACAUUCUUGGAUGGGUUAAGAGUGAGGGGGAGAGAGAAGUCACAAAAGUCUAAAUGGGAAAGCAAGGUAAAUGGGGCAUCAUAGUAUAGUCAUCAGACAUUAGUCACAUGGGAAUGGGACCCAGAGCUCCUGAUUUCCUUUCCAGGCUCACUCAUGCUCUGAUGGUAUGACUGUGAGCAAAUCAUUUAAGUCCCAGUUCUGUAAACCCUUAAUGUAUGUACCAAAAUGUAAGUUUGCUCUCCUAAUGUAUAUGCUUGCAGAUUUUCAGGGCUUCCAUGUUUUCAACCAUAAAGUGAGGAUAAUGAUAAUUCUUAAUCUCACAGUAGUAUUGUUGGACUUGACUAAUGUAUGUCAAGUGCUUUGGGAUGUUUGGCUGAAAGAAAUGACAAGGUAGUUUUAAAUUAUUGUUAUAAACAUCGUAAUUAGAAAGACAACUUUUGCUUAACAUAGAGGGGAGAUUGUUCUGAGGUUUAAAAGUUAUUGAAUGUCACACCCAGAAAAAAAGAAAAAAAUUCUCUGACUUCUUCACUCCCACACUAUUCUUAUUAUUUACAAAAAAAUCACUGUAGUAUGGGCCUGAUCUUGUACAUGUGCUAAGCAUUUUCAGCUCCUGGGGACUUUAUUGUGCACCUUGACAAAGAACUCAGUAACCUGCAAGGUCAGACAGGAGCAGAUAAAUGUGUAUGGGCCUGACCCAGUCUCUACCAAAGUCAAAAGGAAUCUUCCCAUUGAGUUUCAGGUCCCAUAUGACAAAAUGGGUGCAGUAUUAAUGCAGGUUAUAGUCAUACCAUCACACAAUCUUGCAGAAAUUCCUGUCAGACCAAAUGGUGAGGUGGUAUGUUGUGAUUUGUCAUUUCCCCAUCGCAGCUGCAGAAAUACCUGUCUGGGCAGAGAUAGCCAGUGUCACCACUUUAGGAAUCGCAUUUAAAUGUGCAGCAAAAAAAAAAAAAAAAAGAAAAAAAAAAAAAAAGAAAAAAAGGAAAAAGGAGAAAAAAAAGAAGAUUGUUCAGUUUACAGGACAAUUCAUAAAGAUAAUAGAAACACAAUGGUCAAAUUUCUCUGACCAUUUGGUGAUUUGGAACAAAAUACUAUAUUUUUACUAUUUAUUUAAGCGUGUUCUGAGUCCAUGUUGAAUAAGCAAUAAACUGGUCUAGCCAAGACUUUAAAGGCAUAUGUUUUGUCAUUAGCUGGUGAGCGCCCUCUUUAAGCUGGCUAAGGUACUGAUAGAAAGUGUUUUUGGUCUUAAUAUUGCUUGGGGAUUUUGAACUGUUUUUAACACAUCUAGCUUGGAUUUGGGGGGAGGGUACCAUUAUUUCCUAAAAAAUUACUAUUUAUUAAUGUUUUACAGAAUUCUCCAGUUAUAAAUAUCUCUCCCUCCCCCUGUGUCAUUUCUUUUCUCUUUUUUUCCCUUCUGGUUUUGUUGCAUAGGUAGAAUGCUCUAUUGCUAGCAUUGUAUUUUAUGUAAUUAUUUUUGCACAAAGGCAAACAUUUAGAUUAGUAGAUUAAUUUUUUUAAUUUUAUGACCAUGCCAAAAUAAUAUUCUGCAGGCUGGUGGAGAACAAAGGACUGUUCUUUAGGACUGAAACUUGAUUUUGCUUGUAGUACAAAAAAACACACACUCACAGAUGUUGUUUCAUAAGUGUUAUAAGCACUGGAUAUAAAUGGUAUUUUUUAUCACUUCUGACUAAUGUGAAACUGUUGUACGAAAACUACAUGAACAAAAGUCAUCUGUUUCGACUCGUGUGGGCCUGCCUCACAGUUGCCGGAUUUGAGUCAUUUUAUGUCUUGUUAUUUCAUUUAUUUAUGCAAAAUACAUGUAUGUAUGAACACUUUGUUUUAGCUCCAGUCCUGCCUCAGUGCUGAUGAUCUGUAACUUAAGGCCACAUUCUUAAAAGUGAUUGGCUAUUCAGGAAUCACCAGAUUGUAAAAACUGCAUUUACUGGUUGGGAGAGUGGGAGGGGAGUAUUUGACUCUAAAUUGUGAAUAUAAUCAUGUUGUAUUUAUUAGUCGGCAUUGACUCUAAAAUGUCAGUGGAAAUCAUGGAAGGACAAUCAUAACAAACAUCAUUUUUCUUAUAUUAAUCGGAGCUCAAAACAAAGUUUGUGAUGAAUUUACCAUCUCAUUUUAGAUUUUUUUAAAUUGUGUAAAUAUAACAUAGGAAAUAGAAUUUUAUUUUUUGUUCAUGGAUACUUAGUGAAGUAUAAGUUAUGUAUUUACUUUUGUUCUAUAUCAGUGUAUGUUGGUCCAUAUUAAAUGCUGACAAAUCGCUGUACCUCAUGUAGAUGCUGAAUUUACACCCGCAGCAUGAGAGCAGUAUUGUGGACCUGUAGCUGGGACAGCAAGAUGCCUCACUUGUGCUCCCACUGACUUUGGAUAAUCCCAUUUUCCACAAACACAGAAUACUUUUUUUUCUUUUUCCUUAUGAAGGAACAUACAAAUUUUCCAACACAGCUGGUAGGAAAUGCAAUUUGUUUUGCAAAUCCAAGCAAACUGACAAAAUAGCUAUAUUUGUAUAGGAGCUAAACUAACACAAAUGGCAUAUUGGAGGCUAAAAAAAAUGUGCUUGGGAGGAUUCUCAUCAUUAAGAGAGUCCUUGCCAUGCUAAUUAGAUAUAAUAAUGCUAAAUUGGUUUAUUUCUGUGUUCAUUAUGUAAUAGAGUUGUCAAAUCAGGAGUUGAUAACAGAGAAAACUCUUCACCCAAUAUGUAAAGAGGGCUUGUGGGAUUUUUUUAGCAUUGCGUUUGGGUCCCCCAGAAUAAUUCUGAUUAAAAAAAAUUAGUAUUAAUUCCAUUCAGGUAAUGAGCAACUAUAGUAAAAACUAUUUUCAUUGUGAACAGAUGCAGUUAUACAGUAUAUUUAAUUAGCAGAUACAAUAUAUUUUCUUUCUGGAAAGUUAUAAAAGAGUUAUUUUCAAGAGAAGAACACUCCUGAAGCAGUCUGUUACCAGCUAAAAUUAAAUAGUUCACUUCACUUGGUCUUUGGCCAAAUAGAAAGCAAAAUCUUAAUGGAAACUAACCUCUGGUUUGCAGGGUACAGCUUUACAUGGAAGAAUGACUGUCAUGAGAGUGUCCAAUUCUGACCCGCUUAAGCAUUAUGUAUUACCAGCAUUCAUGUAUCUCCAUUUAGCUGGUGGAGCCAGAAGCUGAGAAUGCAUGGGAUUAGAUAUGAUCAAGAACGGGUGUGCUGAGGUUAAUCAAGAGGUGGGGGAAGGCAAAGGAGAGAGUUGUUAUGGGGUGGGAAAUGCAAAACAAUAUGGCGACAUUAUUAUUUAGUGAGGGUUGCUCACAGUAAAUGCUACAAUCUAUAAAGAGUACAGAAGUCAGAUGAAAACAAUUUUGGAUUCGUAUGUAAACACAAACAGCCUCUAGGCAUCGUCCCCUAAGGGGUAUUGCUUUGUCUUGUUAAAUAUGUUAAAUUUCUCAAUACGUUAUAAGAAAUCAUUUAUUAGCAAAAAUAAAUAAUUUAUGCCCCCUCCCAUGAAACACUUAAGAACCUGCUCAGUGUUAAGCAUACGAGGUGUUCCAUUGGAUUCAGCACAACCAGGAAUGUGUGUUGAAACAAGCAGGUGCUUAAAUCUUUGACUGACCAUGGUCACAGUGCUAGUAACUGCACUCAAGAACCCACCAGUACAAUGGACAAUGCAGUUCUUCAUAUUUUUAAUGGGAAGUUGACAAAUGGUCUCAGACCCUAGGUAUUUGCAUGCUUGUUUAAGGCUCAAGUUGGCACUAAAGCAUGUUCUUUUAAAAGAAUAAUACUAUGUGACCUCAUUUAAUCUUUUACAAAACACUUGCUCUUUUUCCUUAUAAAAUAACUUCUCCCCAAAAGUUUUUAUAGAAACCCAUUAAUAGCUGUGCUUUUUCUCAGCUCAUACUACAUUUUUAAUAUACUGUCAGGGUCUUACUACAGAACGAAAGCAUUAAGGUAGAUACAUAGGCAAGUAUAUUUCAUUUUGACUCCACUACCCUUCUUUUAAGUACCAGAUACAUUUGAAAAAAGUGACAAAGUAGUAUUCUGAGAGUUCACACAUUGGGUGCAAUGGGGUGGGAUGGGUUGGGUAAAGGAAAACUUUUCAAAUUGGCAAUAUGAAAGCUCAAAAAGCAACUUUGUAACAUGGCUUGCUUUAAUUUCUGCUUUCCUAAAAACAAAACAAAACAAAACAAAACAAAACACAAGUGAGGUCCUUGGUGCUCUUGGAGUAUGGGGAAUGUGCAAAUAUUUAACUGUUUGUAUGCUGCACAUUGCAGACCUGCUAGUGUGCAUUCUCCGUUUGUCUUCCUUUGUCAUUUGUGUUUUGCUUUCUCGAAAGCACCGUUUUUUUCCUUGUAUCCUCCUUCAGCUUGUAGCAAAUUAGGAUGCUUAGCAUUUAUGUUCAUUCAUUAUUGUAUUUGCCAUGUAAAAAUUUUUUUAUUACAUUAAGACAAGCUUAUAAGCUGUUACUACAUAACUUAUCUUACUGUAACUCUUAUUUCCUGACAUUGUAAUUUGUUUGUGAUGUAUAUUGUGAGAUUGUACUCUAUGUUAAUUUAAUCAGCACAAUUCACUGACAUGCUGGACUGACAUGCUAGCUGCUGUUUCAAAUUGUAAAGUUUGUGUAGAGCUGUUGGGACAACUGAGAUUCUCUUGUCAAGGUACUAUGCUUUGGUUCCUAUAGCAACACUGUGGGUGAGGCUCUUAAAGUGGUAGGGCUGCUGUUUAGACACCCACUAGCAAAUUUAACUGGCAGGUUUUCUUUGUAGAAAUUCUAUAUACAAUGCAGGUACCUACUUGGGCCCAUGGCUGGUAAUUAUUUGGGCGUUUAGAGGAAAAACUAGUGUCUAUUGCUGCUUUGAAUAUGUUUUAAAGUCUGAAAAUGUAAAUAGUUUAUCAAAAAAAAUCUUGUACAGUCCAGUGUAAAGUUUUUAAAUGAACUUAAAGGUUGCCAUCACAUCUUUCUCACACUCUCCUCUUGAUACAGUAAAAAAGAAAAAAAAAGUUUGCUAAGGAUAUUGAUUAAAAAAAUCUGUUCUCGAUUUAAAAAAAAAAAAGAGAAUCAUUAUUCUUAGCUUUGCUUCAUUGCAUAAAGAGACUUCUUGGAUUUUGUUGUGCAGUAUUGACGUGAGGUAAACUAAAUAUUAAAUAAUCUUUCAGUGGUACUUUUAAGAGUCUUCUCCUCCUCUGCCUCAGUAAUUAAUGGAAAAGACAAAAUUGAAAGACACUGUCCUUAUUCAGUAUAUUCUGGUGUAUGUUGGCACCUUACCUACAUGUUUGGGGUGGGGUGGGGGGGGAUUUUGUUUCUUUUUUAUUAUUUAGAUUUUUUUUUUUUUUUUUUUGCACAAGGUGCUUUCCUGAUAUGUUAAACAUGUCAUCUUUGGGUGAUACCGGAUAUGCCAUGAUAGGGGUUUGGACCCCUCAGGGGAGUGUCUAUAAGACUGCCUAUUUAUGCUCAUUUACCUCAAGACUGUCCUCUCUACCCUUAAUCUAUUCACCAUCACUCCAUCUUUUGUACUGCUGUUGACACUUACAAAUUAAAGAUAAAUUUUGUUUUA
Messenger RNA from Alligator sinensis (Chinese alligator), 9249 nucleotides. RefSeq names its product SRY-box 6 (gene SOX6). Gene Ontology annotation, molecular function: DNA-binding transcription factor activity, RNA polymerase II-specific; RNA polymerase II cis-regulatory region sequence-specific DNA binding. The record is from RefSeq and is a predicted model, not a curated record. The transcript has 14 exons. NCBI's taxonomy places the organism in Eukaryota, Metazoa, Chordata, Crocodylia, Alligatoridae. Gene Ontology annotation, cellular component: nucleus. Bases 359 to 2278 code for a protein of 639 amino acids. Gene Ontology annotation, biological process: regulation of transcription by RNA polymerase II; central nervous system development; cell fate commitment.